AUGGCCCGGAGGGCAGGUCUGGGCCCCGGGCUGCUGAAGGCAGUGAUUCUUCUGCUCUUGCUUGGAUUAACCCCAUACGCGUUGGGUGAGUGUGUGUGCCAGGCUGGGAGCUGUGGUGUAGCCCCCCACGCACGCAUCUCAGGGGGAAGCAGCGCGGUUCCUGGUCAGUGGCCCUGGCAGGUCAGCAUCACCUACUAUGGCACUCACGUGUGCGGCGGCUCGCUCAUGUCUGAGGAGUGGGUGCUGUCAGCUGCUCACUGCUUUCCCAGGGAACACCGCAAGGAAGACUACGAGGUGAAGCUGGGCGCCCACCAGCUGGACUCCUACACUCCUGAUGCCGAAGUCCGCACUGUGGCGCGUGUCAUCUCCCACUCCAGCUACCGAGAGGAGGGCUCCCAGGGCGACAUUGCACUUGUCCGCCUGAGCCGCCCUGUCAGUUUCUCCCGCACCAUCCGGCCCAUCUGCCUCCCCGCUGCCAACGCCUCCUUCCCCAAUGGCCUGCGUUGCACGGUCACUGGGUGGGGCCAUGUGGCCCAUUCGGUGAGUCUGCAGGCCCCCAGGCCACUGCAGCAACUUGAGGUGCCACUCAUCAGUCGGGAGACAUGUAAGUGCCUCUACAACAUUGACCCCAACCCGGACGAGCCCCAUGACAUCCAGCCGGACAUGGUGUGUGCUGGCUAUGUGCAGGGGGGCAGAGACGCCUGCCAGGGUGACUCUGGGGGCCCACUUUCCUGCCCUGUGGGGGGCCUCUGGUACCUAGCAGGGAUCGUGAGCUGGGGUGAUGCCUGCGGAGCCCCCAACAGGCCUGGCGUAUACACUCUGACCCCCACAUACACCUCUUGGAUCCAACAUCACGUGGCAAACCUGGAGUCCCAAGUGGUACCCCAAAUCGAAGAGUCUCAGCCGGACAUUAACCUCUGCAAUAAACAUCUGGUCUUCAACUCUGCCCCAGGUCAGGGCUGGUGGGGGCCUACGCUUCUGCUGCCACUCAGCCUGACCCUGGGCCUCCUCCUUCGGGAACGCUGA
Messenger RNA from Elephantulus edwardii (Cape elephant shrew), 1026 nucleotides. It is a transcript of the gene PRSS8, whose product is annotated as protease, serine, 8. The record is from RefSeq and is a predicted model, not a curated record. Bases 1 to 1026 code for a protein of 341 amino acids. Lineage: Eukaryota; Metazoa; Chordata; Mammalia; Macroscelidea; Macroscelididae. Gene Ontology annotation, molecular function: serine-type endopeptidase activity; sodium channel regulator activity. The transcript has 5 exons. Gene Ontology annotation, biological process: positive regulation of sodium ion transport; proteolysis.